GUCGCCGAGUGAGUGUUGAUCCGGUGCUGCACGGAGCGUCUAAAGUUCUCAUCACCAAACUGUCUGGCAACAGAAUGGUCAGUGAAGGGGACUCGUUUACUUUGGAAAAGCACAAAUCACUCGGUGUAGGCCAAGGCAGGCGACGGUCGAGAUUGGGACAGCAACAGACACUGACGAUCCAUGAACACACAGACAGUGCACCCGCUAGCCCUAUGAUUGGUGCAGGGGGGCUGGCAGAUCAGCACGCCACAUUGAACAGUGCAUGCAGAUCGUCCAGCAGCAUAACUAUACGAGACUCAACUGCACAACGCAACAGCACAUGGGCACAGCACACGCGCAAGAAGAGUGGGACAUUUUCGGCCCUAAACAAUUCCUCGCCAGGUCUAGGAGUAUCCCCGCUGCGGCGGCGCAAGUCCUCAGUUGCGGCAAGAUUGUCAGGCGGUGAGUGA
Messenger RNA from Sphaeroforma arctica JP610, 449 nucleotides. RefSeq lists its product as hypothetical. The record is from RefSeq and is a predicted model, not a curated record. The transcript has 4 exons. Lineage: Eukaryota; Ichthyosporea; Ichthyophonida. The coding region runs from base 75 to 449 and encodes 124 amino acids.